GGCGGCUGCUCGUCCUCCCGCGCGGCAGGCGGGGCGCGGGCCGGGCGCCGCCACAAAGGGGCCGCUGUCGCGCCGCCCCGUCCCGCGCGGGGAGCAGAGCUUGACCCGCCCCUGAGGCGGCCGGCGGCUCCCGCUCUACUCGCGCUGCCUCCAGUCUCGUCUCGCCGGCUCCGUCGGGCCCUCUCCCUGUGUCCCGGCCUACCUUCCCCGGCCAGCCGGCUCCACUCGCUCCAGUGCUAGGAGGGGGCCAUGCCCCACAGACCGACCUACGGACCGACCGACUGAUUCCGCGGCCCCGGAGAGGAGCAGCCCGUCACCAUGGACCCCCCAUCUCUGGACGCAGCCAUCCAGCAUGCCCUGGCAGGCCUCUAUCCCCCUUUUGAGGCCACGGCGCCCACCAUCCUGGGGCAGGUGUUCCGUCUGCUGGAUUCUGACUUCCAAGGGGAUGGGCUGACCUGCCUUCUGGAUUUCCUUAUUCCUGCCAAGCGCUUGUGUGAGCAAGUGCGAGAAGCAGCCUGUGCCCCGUACUCACAUUGCCUCUUCCUGCAUGAGGGCUGGCCUCUGUGCCUGGGGGGUGAGGUCGUGGUACACCUGGCCCCCCUCAACCCUCUCUUGCUACGCCAAGGGGACUUCUACCUCCAAGUCGAGCCCCAGGAGGAGCAGUCCGUCUGCAUCAUGAUCAAAUGCCUCUCCUUGGACCUCCGCACGGUGGACACAAAGCCUGUUCCCGUGUCGUCCUACCCUAUACUUUUCACCCAGACGGGGCUGGAGACUAUCAACAGUGACUUUGAGGGAAGCCCCCUUCACAACUGCCUGGUCGCUUCAGAAGAUGGGAUUGUCUCUGUGCCCUGGACCAAGAUAACCAGCCCGGAGUUUGUGGAUGACAGACCCCAAGCAGUGAAUGUCCUUUCCCUGGCCUGGGGGCCCCUUCAGUUAGAGGCCCUCGAUUUGAGCUGCCCUCCGGAGCUGCCCCAGCCCAAGUCCCCAGGCUGCCAGGAGCUGCAUGCCCAGAGCUUGGCCAAGGGCAAGGGCAGGACUUACGGAAACAAGUACCCAGGACUCAUCAAAGUAGAGCCAGCCAGGCCUGGGGAGGUGGCCUUCAGGAUGGACCAUGUGGCCAGCCAGGACUUGGAGGGAGAUUAUGUGGUCCUUCUGGAGAGCAGAGGAGGGUCUCCUAGUAGGGAAGUGGAGACAUCCCAUGGGUGUCCUUUGGGGGCAUCGGAGGAAUUAUCCAGAACUAAGCAAAUCCCUUUUGCUCAAAGAACGCCACCUCUCUCAGGCACCAGCGGGGGACCUUCCUUGAAAAAAUGGGCUUGUGAGAAGGCAGCAAGCUCAGAAGAGGAGCCCUGCAUUUUGGACUUGAGGAGAAAGAUCAACCAUAAGGUUGACUCACACACCCAUGACUCAGAACAGCAGCCCCGGGAACCCUACCUCAAUGUCCUUGAGAAGCCAUUACCCUGGGCCUCUGGCCUCGAGGCAGGUGGUUCAGAAGACCUGGCUUCCUCCACAAAGGUGCAGGGACAUCUGGCAAACCCAGAAAAUAUGGUCCAGCCCAGGCCUGACCCAAAACAAGAGUCCUCCCUGCAUCUGUGCCCAGCUUCCUCUCCUGCUACUCCAGUGGAAGAGAGGGCCAAACUGAGACUUUCCAAACCUGGACCUGGCCCCAGUCAGAACACCUCCUCCUCCAGGUCCCCCACUCCUGGGCUUAGAUUCUCCUUCUUGAAAGGGCAAAGGCAAGCCCCGGGGCCACCAGAGAAAGCCUCACUCCAGCACGACGGGCCCUGGAAAGUCUUGUGUUCGCUCUACUCUCCCAAACCCAACCGAGCCAAGGGCUUGGGGAAAGCUGGGACAACUCAGACCAAAGCAUCUGGCCCAGCUGCUGACUCAGGCCCACUCACCAGGGAAAAGGCUGGCUUUCCAGAAGGCCCUCCUAGAAGAGUCCCCGCUGUGGAUGAGGAGACCCCAGGGCCUGAACCGAGGAUGGGGGCUCUGAGUGUGGAGCUGUUCCAGUCAAGAAUAGCAUGUCUGCCAGGUGGUCGGGACAGGGCAGGGAGGCCCCUGCUUCUGGUGUCAACCACUGAGGGGGCCUGGGAGGCACCGUGGUGCACAAGCUCAGAAGUCACCAAGCUGCUUUCCUACCUGUGCACUGUCCCCAGGCCUGAAGAUAAAACCAAGGGGCUGGCUGUUGUGAUUGAUGCCAGGAAACAGCCCCCGCAUCCUGGUCUGGUCAGUGCCCUGCAGGCCACCCAGGCUCUGGCCCCAGCCUCCAUGGGUGCUGUGCUCUACCUGGGGGACGAGGAGGCUGCUCUCCAGCCAGGGAUGCUGCCUGACAUCCAGGUAGAGGUGGUGACCUCACUGAAGGCUCUCGGCCACCACGUGGACCCCAGCCAGCUGCCCCCAGCCCUGGAGGGCUCCCUCCCCUACUGCCACUGCGAGUGGGUGCAAUUCUUCCAGAAGUUGGACCCUUUCCUUGCUGACCUCCGCCGGGCCGCCUCCUUGCUAAAGGCUUCCAUCAACCAGAUUGAGAAGAGUGAGCCCCCUGGAGGGGUGCAGGAGGCCUCCAGGUGUCUGAGCAAGUCCAAGGAGCUGAUGGAGGCCGUGCUGAGGGACCCAGGCCUGCUGGGCUUCCAGCGGGAAGGGGGAGCCACUCUGGCCAAGCUGCGGCUGGAAGCUGGUAGGCUGGAUUCCAACCCCAAUGUCAGGAGCCAUCUGGCUGAAGCUGUCGCCUUAUACGGCCUCGUGGAUGAGCGGCUGCAUGUCCUAGUCAGUGCAUCUAACCAUCUUCUGGGGAGGCUGGAGCUCCGGAUCCGCCUGGGCCGUCUGGAAGCUGCCAUCCUCCAGGUCAGCAACUGGAUGGAGCAGGAGGGGAGCCGGUGCCUGCAAGCGCUGACCCCCAAAGACAGAAGCUUGGAGACCGUGGAGAAGGCACACAUGGAGUUUGAGGACUUCUUUCUCCAGGCUGCAGCCCAGUACCGCCGUGGCCUGGAGCUGUCCAAGCAGGCGGCUGAGCUGGGAGCCACAGCCAGAGGAAGCAGCGCGGCGGGAGGAGCAGAGUUCCCGGAGCUGGCAGCCUUCGCUUCCACCCAGCGGGCCUUCCAGGCGAAGCUGACCCACUUCUACAUGGCAGCUGAGCGGCAGCGCACGGACCUGGAGACGCUGCUCCACCUGCAUCUCUUCUGCAAGAAGAUGACCUGGUUUCACACAGACUGCCAGGACCUGAUGAGGCAGCUCAGGCUGGGCAAGGCCCAGAGGGCCAGCCCCGGGGACCAGCGCCGCCUCGACCGCUACCGGCAGCGCCUGGCCUUGGAGUUCCCCGCAGAGAAGCUCACGGCCAUGGGGCUGCAGGUGGCCUCACUGAGCCAGGAGGGCCUGGGCCAGGACCUGUGGGAGGAGGCCCGGGUGAGGCACGAGGAGAUCCAGACCCUUCUGAAGAAGGCCCUGGCCCACUGCCCAUGCCCAGAGGGGCCCAAGGCCCGCUCAGCACCCCCGGAAGUCAGAAGGGCAGCUCCCAAGGGCCAGGGUCCGAAUGGAGAUGUUGCUUCCAGAGGAAGGUGGGGCCUGCCCCCUUCGGACUUACCGGGCCUGGACCAUUUACCAAAUCCCUGCUGGCCUCGGGCCCACAGAGAGGGACAGAACAGAAAUGUGAAGGUGGGCUUUCUGCCCCAGGAAGCUGGUCGGGCCGUAGAGGCUGAAGAAGGCAAAGGCCCCCAGGAGCCCUUUUGGUUUCCAGCCCCUGAGCCCUUCUUUGACCCCCUCUUCUCCCGGCAGCGACUCCUCAGGCAGAACAAGGCCCCCCACCCUACUGGGGGCAGCUUCUCCUCGGAGGGGACAGACUCACAGACGUCUCUGGAGGACUCACCCCAGACGAGUCCCCCUGCCUCCCUCUAGCUAGGACCUCCACCAAUGGCACCAGGCCUCAAGGGUGGCUGGGGAGGGGCCCAGCGACAGGAGGGAGCCCCAGCUGGGGCUCGUGAGCACUCACUGUGUGUUUGACCCACGCUGGGAGAGGGGAAGAAGCUGAACCUGUUCCCCUGCCCCAGAAACUUCUAGAAAGACGUGACUCACCAUCAGAAUAGUGAGAAUGGAGAGCAAAGCAGGACACGGUGGAGCCCAGGACCGACUCCACAACCCCCGGGGCCCGUGGUGGAAAGAGCUGUUGGUACAGACCCUUUCAGAGGUCUUAGUCUCAGGCAAGCCAGACACCCACCGGGAGUGCAGGGGUGCAUAAGCUGCCCCUGGGGGCCCACGGGACCCCGUUGCCAGAAGUGGGGGGGAUUCGGGCUCCGCUUCUGAUCCAGGACGGGGAUCCCGGUGGCUUUUUAUUUGGCUGUGAUUUCAGGAACCAGUGGUGGAGGAGAAGGGAGGUGAGUGGGAGGAAUAAAGGGUGUGUGGUCAAGUGAAUCCCGUGCUGGCUGAUGGUUUCUUCUCUGGGCCGGCCUGGGGCAAAGUGAAUCCCAGAAAGAGGAAGGGCAGGGAAAGCUCGCUCUCUCGCUGGCUCUCGCUCUCAAGGGCUCCUCCCACGGACAAGGCCAUCCUCUCACCCUCCAGGGUUCCUGGUCUGGUCCUCUCUCUGGGUGCUCCAGAGAAAACCCUCUCCCCCUCUGAUGUUCUGUCUUCUCUCGCCCCGCACCCAUUUCAGACUCUAUGAAUUCCACUCCCCCCACCCCAGGUCCCCACCCCACUCGCCCUGCUUUAGGCAACGCUUCUGGUGCCCAGUGUCUUAGCCUCGUGCUGGUGGUUGGGGUGGGUGAGAGCGGGGAGACCACAUCUCCAUCCAGCAGGGGGAUGGGCCCCUCUGAUCUCACGGCGAAGCGGGGGAGUGAAGUUCUUGUCCCACGGAGUUGAAGAAUGAAUUUUGGGGACAAAGGAGAGUGAGUAAUGAGGUGGAGUUUUACUAAACAAGAACACAGACAAAGGAAUCUCGGGAGUGAGAGGGGUCCUGACAGGGAGGCCGAUGUGGGUCCCCAUUGACACUCUUUUAUUUAGGACUGAUCGGGGCCCUGUGGCCUUAUCAUUCUUGUGCUGUCUUGGUUUGAGUAAGGACCGGUGAUAACAUCUUGAAUAGCCUCCUUCUUCUUUGGGGUCAAGUUAUUCUUUGCUGGUCACAAUGUGACUGUCAUAAAAAGAUUCCCCACCUCUGACGCCUAGGGCAGGGUCGUCUGCUUUGUUCCUUUAUUUCUGGUUUUGUUAGGCCUCAGCAUUUCUGGAAUUUCUGUGAGCCUAAUCAUGUAGCUCCUUACCUAUCUCUCUCUACCUAGCCCUGCCUGUUGCUUCUCGAGUAUCUAAAGAUUCUAUUUAUUUAUUUGACACACACAGAGAGAGGUCACAAGUAGGCAGAGAGGCAGGCAGAGAGAGAGAGAGAGAAGCAGGCUCCCUGCUGAACAGAGAGCCCGGUACGGGGCUUGAUCCCAGGACCCUGAGAUCAUGACCUGAGCCGAAAGCAGGGCUUAACCCACUGAGCCACCCAGGCACCCCUCUUCUUGAGUAUCUAGAAGACUGCCAGGCUUUCACAUCACCCUGAGUAACCCUGGCUAGCACCUCCACUGAAGGUCAUUUUGCUGGGAAAGGGUGAACCCCCCCAUCUCCAUCUAGAAUGCAUUAACAAGGUGGCCUCUGGGGGCCUGGCCCUGGAAUUUUCCUGACUCUGGGCAGAGGGUGGGUACUCAGCUCAGCUCUGGAAAGAGAGGGAGGCGGGACUGGAGCAUGCCUAGGGGGACUAGGCGAGUGUUUCUUUGGAGACAGCUCAGCAAAGAAAGUAACACAAACCUCAAUGCCCAAGAUGGCUUCAGCAAUCUUCUAGGACUCCAGAUUUUUUUCACAUGUGCUCUGUGGCCUGUCUGCCUCAGAGCCUUGAGCAGAGCUGAUCAAAGGCAGCUUCCUAGGGGGUCCCACCCAGAUAAUUAAAAGCAGGGCCUGGGAGCCAAGGCAGGGCUAGAAUCUGCCUUUGUAAUCAAGAGCUCAGGUGUUUCUCCUGUGACAAGGCGAGGUGGGGUAUGGUGGGACAACGCUUGGAGCUGGGGUCCGAGCGGGGCUGGCCCCCCCAGCCCAGGCCAGCUUUCAUUCUUACGUUCCACUCUCCUGCCUUCCAUCCACACUGGCCAGAGGAUGCAGGAGGCAGUUGCUGAGCCCACCUCCAUCCAUGCCUGUCGCCUCAGAGGGGGGCUGAAGGCUCUUGAAAUGCUGUUGCUAUAGCAACAGCAUCCAACCAGUGGGGACCACAGGCAGGGAGCCAGGGCACCUGGGGUGCAAGGAUGGAAACUAACUUUGGAGAGAGGAGAAUACAGACGCUGCAAGGGAAAGGGGGGAUGGGGAAGGGGAUGGAUGGUUCCAGAAUCCUUACAAGGGAGGGCUCCCCAAAGCCAUCUUGUGCAUCCCUCUGUCUCUAAAAAGAGCCAACCCCCAACACCCCGUCUACAUCCAGCAGUGCAUGGUGGGGAGAGGGGAUGCAGAAAUGAAAUCUAAUGAUGAAUAAUGACAUAUACAAAUAAUAAAUAAUAAUAGUAAUAGCUAA
This is a messenger RNA of Mustela lutreola (European mink), 6511 nucleotides long. RefSeq names its product KIAA1755 ortholog. Lineage: Eukaryota; Metazoa; Chordata; Mammalia; Carnivora; Mustelidae. The transcript is spliced from 14 exons. The record is from RefSeq and is a predicted model, not a curated record. Bases 319 to 3888 code for a protein of 1189 amino acids.